Messenger RNA from Nothobranchius furzeri (turquoise killifish), 1458 nucleotides. It is a transcript of the gene snapc1b, whose product is annotated as small nuclear RNA activating complex, polypeptide 1b. Gene Ontology annotation, molecular function: sequence-specific DNA binding. The record is from RefSeq and is a predicted model, not a curated record. NCBI's taxonomy places the organism in Eukaryota, Metazoa, Chordata, Actinopteri, Cyprinodontiformes, Nothobranchiidae. Gene Ontology annotation, biological process: snRNA transcription by RNA polymerase II; snRNA transcription by RNA polymerase III. Gene Ontology annotation, cellular component: snRNA-activating protein complex.
CAAACGUCGACUGCUGAUGACGCAAUUUUCCCACGACAAUCGCAGUGUUUUCGUCCGGCAGCUUUGUUGUGUAAAAGCCUGAAGGCGCGGAUGCUUUGGCAGAUGUGGAGGCUUUGUGGGUCGGUUUCGUCGCGGAGUCGUGCCCGUGAGUUGCUCUCAGAUGGACGCCAGUCGUAAACACGUAAAAGCAGACUGCGAGGCGCUGCUAGCCCGCUUCCAGCAAACGCAGUCGGUCCGCUUCGAGGUGUUUGCCAACAUCUGGAGGGAGAUGAAGUUCAGUCAGAUUUUUAGGGGCAUUGUAAAGCACGAGAAACGGGCAUUCUGUCAUCUGGUCCUGAACACGGCUUACUGCUACUUCUUGCCACCGUUCAGCUUUCAGAUCCGUGUGGGAGGACUUUACCUGCUGUACAGUUUGUAUUAUACCCAAACGGCCUCACCCUCUGAGCAGAUCCAUCUGGCUUUGAAGGACUGGGAAGAGGUGAAGAAGUUUGAGAACAAUGCAAUAGAUGCUCAGCACAUGGAUGCGGUCUACAUCCUUCGACAUUUGAUGUUCUGCAAAGCAUUCCGCUUCACUGCUAUGCCCACUCUGCUCUGCUUUCAGACAAAUAAGGUAAAGGAAAGGUCAGUGUUGCGUGAGGAGUUUAUAGAGCGGGCGUCUCGCCCACAGGAGCUGAUCAGCUCUGGGCUGCUGGAGGAAAUGUCCAACGUCAGUGAUCUGUAUGAAAAUAUGAAAGCUUCAGUCCUUUCUCAGAUGACAACACCAGGCGAUUCUUCAUUUAAUCUGAUCCGUAAGGACCUCGUCUCUCAGCUUAGCGGCACCGUUCAGGAGUUCUACAACUGGCAACGCGAGAAGGAAACAUUUGAUGAAAACGAAAACAGUCAGGAGGACACAUCUCAAAAGGUGUGCUCUAAUAGAGCUGAGCUCCUUGCAUCCAUCAAAUCCAAGGCUUUUGGUGAAGCACCAGAGACAUUGAAGUCGAGGCGACAUCGUCGGGUGGAGAUGAAUUCAACGACUGAGGCGUCUGCAGCGUUGCUUAACCAGGGUUACACCCGGAUAUUAAAACAGUCCCUCAGAAAAAGGACCAGAGAUGCUCUUCUACUUUCAGGUGAUGUUCAGAUGGAAUCAGCAUCACACACUCGGAUCAGUCUCCUCGCCACGCUGGACUCCGCCUCCAAAAAAAUACUAAAAGAAGAGCGCAGUUAGGUGGCGAGGGAGGUGCAGAAGACCUCAGCUGUAUUUUAAUAGGUUCAAAUAACUGAUGUGAAAUUCUGAUGCUGCAUCUUUAUUUGCUCUGACUGUGUCAGAUUGUGUUGUCUGGUUGGGAUCCAGGCCUCACGUCUCCAUCUGAGAUAGCUGUAGAUAGAGCUUCAGGUUCAUCCAGAGGUCUGGAUCCUUAUCCUGUCUCUGUCAUUAUUACUUGUUGUUACAUCCUAUUAAAUGUCAUUUAUAAGAAUUCA